AUGGCCAACCCGGGGCAGCCUCAGUUUCCCUCAGCCCAGGAGCCAGGCACCGCCUCAACCCUGGACCUACCGGAGAUGGAGAAGCUCCUCACGAAGGUGGAAGGCAAGGAUGACAAGCCUCUGAUGCUGUCCACGUCCCUCUCGGGGGCCCUGGACCUGGAGCAGAAUGGCCACGGCCUGCCCUUCAAGGUGGUAUCGGAGGGGCGCCCCGAAGCCACACUCCCCUGGUCGGCCUCUCGGGCCAGCUCUAGGCGGGCGUCCUCCAUUGCCACGGCCUCCUCUGCCCAAGACCAAGAGGUCCCCAAAGAUUACCUCAUCCUUGCCAUCGCCUCCUGCUUCUGCCCCGUGUGGCCUCUCAAUCUGAUUCCCCUCAUCUUUUCCAUCAUGUCCCGAAGUAGCGUGCAACAGGGGGACCUGGACGGCGCCCGGAGGCUGGGCCGCCUGGCCCGGCUGCUCAGUAUCACCUUCAUCAUCAUGGGGAUCAUUAUCAUCAUCGUGGCCAUGACUGUCAAUUUCACAGUGCAGAAGAAAUGAAACGGACCAGGGCGCUGCGCUGGCGGAGGCGGCCCUGGGCAGCCCGAGGUCUCCACGCUCCCGCGCCCUCUCUCCUGCGGGAGGACAGGACAGGGACGUCCAUGCACUCCCAAAGCACCGACUUGGAGUGAAGCCCCCAGGCCUCCCCACUGUCAGCCCACCUCAGAUGCGAAAAAGCGCCAAGAAUGAUUAAUGGGGUUUAAUCUCCUGGACACGGCCCUGUAUUGGCCUCCGUGCUCUGGCUGGUUUCUCAUCCCCACCGUCUCCCGGGAUCCACCGCGCCACAUACACUGCCUGUUGGAGCGGGAACCGGCCCCACAGAGGAGACGGAGAAGAGAAGGACCGGACCGUGGCAGGAGAGAAGCUGCACACUCCCUACUCCCGUGUCUGAGGACCCGGAGUCGAGAUGUGGGACUUGCUCUUUUGUACUUUUCUUUGGGCGGGGGGACAGGGUGUAAAAAGAGUUAUUUGCAUGCCUCGUGCCACGUGCUUGCUGCGAUCCCAGCUCAGGGGCCAAAAGCUGCUGCUC
Molecule: messenger RNA, 1063 nt
Organism: Enhydra lutris kenyoni (northern sea otter)
Lineage: Eukaryota; Metazoa; Chordata; Mammalia; Carnivora; Mustelidae
Gene: TRARG1
Product: tumor suppressor candidate 5
Exons: 3
Coding region: 1-534 (177 amino acids)
Cellular component (GO): membrane
Source: RefSeq, a predicted model, not a curated record